This is a messenger RNA of Manis javanica (Malayan pangolin), 1308 nucleotides long. The record is from RefSeq and is a predicted model, not a curated record. Lineage: Eukaryota; Metazoa; Chordata; Mammalia; Pholidota; Manidae.
AUGACAGUGGGAGCCGCCGCCGCAGCAUCCGAGCCCGGAUUCCCGCGGCCUGGGGGGCGUCGUGCUCUGCGGUCUGUACCGCCAGCAGAACAGGAUCCCAUUUCGCGGAAGGGAGUUCGAGGUGGCGAUGGUGGGCUGGGUGGGUCGGGGGGCGCAGGCGUACAACGGGGAGGCCCAGAGGAGGAAGGACGCAGGACAGAUGCACGGCGCCUGCUUUCCCUCCCGCCUGCGUGUGCUCCGCCGCCGGGUCCGGACCCGGCCCGCCUGGGGGCCGCUGACCCGUUGGACGACGGCUGUACUACGACUUCCCGGAAGCCGCCACCCUCGUCAAGUCCUAGUCUUGGCCCCGGCUCUCCUGGCUUUGGAGGCCACAGCACCUUCGGGGUGCCGCCUCGCGGCCCUCCACGCAUGUCUUCCCCCCACUGCGCUCCUCCCUCCCUCGGGAAUCAGCCACACCCACUCCCCCAGACGCCUUCGCGCAUGGGCUUUACGAACUUUGGGCCACACGGUAAUUCAAGUUUUGGAAACCCAUCUUAUAAUAAUGCACUAAGUCAGAAUGUUAACAUGCCUGAUCAACAUUUUAGACAAAAUCCUGCUGAAAACUUCGAUCAGAUCCCUCCACAGAAUGCUAGCCAAGUAACUGACCCGGACUUAGGCUUUGUCCCUGGAAAUAAUUCAAAUUUUACUUCUCCAUUAGAAUCCAAUCAUUCUUUUAUUCCUUCCCCAAACACUUUUGGUCGAGCAAAAGCACCACCCCAAACACAAGACUUUAGUCAAGGAGCAACCAAAAACACUCAUCAAAAUUCCUCUGCUCAUCCACCUCACUUAAAUAUGGAUGACACAGUGAAUCAGAGUAAUAUCGAAUUAAAAAAUGUCAAUUGAAACAAUGCAGUAAAUCAAGAAAAUAGCCGUUCAAGUAGCACUGAAGCUACAAACAACAGCCAUUCAAAUGGAACACAGAACAAGUCACGACAACCUAGAGCUACAGCAGAUGCAUGCACCACUGAAAAAAGCAAUGAAUCCUCUCUCCACCCAAGCCGUCAUGGCUAUUCUUCUUCUGACCCAGUGUAUCCUUGUGGAAUUUGUACAAAUGAAGUGAAUGAUGACCAGGAUGCCAUCUUAUGUGAAGCCUCUUGCCAGAAAUGGUUUCACCGGAUCUGCACUGGGAUGACGGAAACAGCUUACGGCCUCCUAACUGCAGGAGCAUCAGCAGCGUGGGGCUGUGGUACUUGCAUGGCUGACAAAGAUGUCCAGUUCAUGCGCACCAGAGAAACUUUUGGUGCACCUGCAGUGGGCAGUGAUGCGUAA